AUGAGUCAUACAGUGCUUGGAUUGUUGGAGAAGAUGGACUCCAAUGAUACCGAUUUUCGGUACAUGGCCGCCAAUGAUUUAAUGAACGAUCUUCAAAAGCCUGAAUUCACUUUAGACGAAACUAACGAGAAAAAAGUUGUUCAAAAAGUUUUAAAACUAAUGGAUGAUGCUAAUGGCGAAGUGCAAAAUUUGGCAGUAAAAUGUCUCGCGCCACUUGUCAAAAAAGUUCGAGAAACACAACUAGCAGAAAUCAUUGACAAACUUUGUGAAUACGCUACACAGAAAAAAGAAGAACUACGUGACAUCGCUGGCAUCGGAUUGAAAACUGUCAUUGUGGAAAUACCAAGCAAUUCACCAAAUGCUGGUAGCGUAGUGCAAAGACUGAUUCCAAAGCUUCUUUCACAACUAGAGAAUUCGAAGGCCACGUACGAAGUGCAAAUGGAUACCUUGGAUAUCCUAAGUGAACUGCUUGCUCGUUUUGGUAGCUCGGUGGGUAGCAAUGUAACAUCACAGAAACGGAUUCAGAAUGUUUUGGUGCCUCUAUUGAGCCAUUCGCGUCCAGCAUUCAGAAAGAGAACUACUAUUGCUCUUGAAAAUAUUGACCAGUUUAAUCCUAUAGGUAAUCUUGUGACACACGCUCCUGAUGAUCUAUUUAACGAAUUGGUGCAAAAAUUAUUGGCUGAAUUUGAAAGGGCUCAAAACCAGAAAGAUAACUUAAAGACUCUAAUUCAAUGCGUUGGAACAUUAAGUCGUUCGAGUGCUCCACGACUAGGAAAGUAUUUACCACAAUUCCUACCGCUGGUGUUCGUCAAUAUUAACAUAAAUGAUGAUGAAUUGCGCGAAAAUUGUUUACAGGCGCUUGAAUCAUUUGUAUUGCGAUGUCCAACGGAAAUUACUCCAAACAUCAACACUAUCAUUGAGCUUGGUUUAGUAUAUUUGAAGGAUUAUUCUGAUGACGAUGAUAUCUCUUGGAAAGUACGCCGUUCUUCAUCGAAGCUCCUAGCUUCUAUUAUUGGCACGAGACACGAGCUUCUCUCCCAACUGUAUAGUAACGUCGCACCAGCUUUAGUUAGCCGAUUUAAAGAACGAGAAGAGUCUGUUCGCGUGGAUAUACUUCAGACUUUCAUUGUCCUUCUCAGGCAAACCCAUGUUUAUGGUGGAGAGGGUUAUAUUCCAAGAGAAAAUGAUCAUGAACCAAAACGAAGAAGGGCUAUUGGUCCAAGCGAAUCACAAGAAAGUCCCAAACAGAUGCUGCGAAAUCUGGUUCCGAGACUAAGCCGCAAUCUUUCUAAGCAACUUGUCUCAAAAUCGAUUAUAACGAAACAAACAGGAUUUUUGCUUCUACGGGAAUUAGUCACAGUAUUAAAUGGGGGGCUUGAUAAUCAUUUGAAUACUUUUAUACCUGCAAUCGAAAGUUCUUUAUCUACAUCAUCAGACACAUCUCAUCAUCAUGCAAGCACAAAUUCUAAUCUCAAGAUUGAGACUUUAAGUUUCCUUCGGCAGUUGUUUAAGGUUCAUCCUCCUCAAGUUUUCCACAAGCAUCUUGCACGAUUAUGCCCUCCAAUAAUUUCAUCCGUGCAAGAUAGCUUUUAUAAAAUUACGUCUGAAGCCUUCUUGGUUUGUAUUGAAUUGAUUAAAGUCAUCCGUCCUAUUGAAUAUCAGGAGAACACGCAAACAUACAAUGUGCAGCCACUAAAUCCUGAGUUCCGGCGAUUCAUACUGGACAUUUAUAAUGUCACUAUUGCGCGUCUUUCAACUCCAGAUGCAGAUCAAGAAGUCAAGGAGCGAUCUAUAAUGUGUUUGGGAGUUCUUAUUUCACAAGCUGGAGAUAAUCUACAGGAUGAGCUUAAAGCGUGCAUGCCAAUAUUAUUGGAGCGACUGCGAAAUGAAGUUACUCGCUUGACUACAGUCAAAACCUUCACGAUGAUAGCCGAUAGUACAGUGUGUGAAAGUGAUUAUGUGAAGGUAGCGAUAACGGAUGCAAUACAGGAAGUUGCGAGUCUUCUUAGAAAGCACCAUCGUCAACUAAAAGUAGCUGCUUUAGUGUGUCUUGAAGUAUUUGUGCGUCGGUAUGGAAAAUACCUUACCGCCAAGAGCUAUUCCCACGUUCUUGUGGAAUUGACGCCUCAUAUUUCCGACCAAGACCUCCAUCUAUUACCAUUAGCAUUGAACACCGUGGUUUCAGUUUUACGUACUAAUCCUGCCUCACUAGAACCUGUAAAUAACGAUAUUCUACCGUCCAUUUUUCAACUUGUGCAGUCAACGCUUGUUCAAGGGGCUGCAUUGGACAGUUUACUUGUUUUAUUCCGCACCUUGAUCGAAACCGAUGAAGAUCACUUCAAUAAAUUAUUGGAUGGACUACUGUCUCCCGUUCAAAAGAAUCAGGACCUUAAUCAAUUAACCCUUUCGAAACAGGCAUAUUCAACGAUUGCACAAUGCAUUGCUACAAUAUGUGUGGCAUCAAACAAAUACCGUAAUCAAACCGUAAUUGAUUUUUCUAGAAAAAUAGCGGCUCAAAACCAAUCUGACUCUAUAAAAUAUCUAUGUUUGUUGACUUUAGGUGAAAUUGGACGUAAAGUCGAUUUGAGCGCACAUUCGAAUCUUCAUGUGAUUAUAUUGGCAUUGUUCUCAGCACAAUCUGAAGACAUCAAAUCAGCUGCCGCUUUCGCGCUUGGAAAUGUUAGCGCUGGUAAUGUCAGCAAAUAUUUGCCUAUUGUCAUUUCAGAAAUCAACUCGGACCAAAGAAAGCGAUAUCUAUUGUUACAUUCUCUUAAAGAGAGUGGUGAAAAUAUCGAAGAAGGAACUAGAGGCGUUGUAGCGGAAUGUCUUGGCAAAUUGACUUUGGCGAAUCCAAAUAAAUUUUUGCCUGAAUUGCAGAAACGUCUUCGGUCUGAUUCUGCGCAAACUCGUGGUACUGUUGUUACAGCUAUUAAGUUCACCUUUAUUAAUCAAGGCCAAGAAUAUGAUGAAUUGCUACGGCCUCUUAUUGUUGACUUUUUGUCCCUAAUUCAAGACAAUGAUUUGAAUGUUCGAAGACUGUCAUUAUCUACACUGAACUCUGCCGCUCAUAAUAAGCCUUAUUUGAUUCGUGAUGUUUUAGACCAACUCUUACCGUUACUUUAUGAAGAAACACUCAUUAAAGAUGAUCUUAUCCACAUGGUGGAGAUGGGACCAUUUAAACAUAAAGUAGACGAUGGUCUUGACAUCAGAAAGGCAAAUUCUGCAUACGAAUGUAUGUACACAUUACUUGAAACUUGUCUCGAUAAGCUUGAAAUUUUCAACUUCCUUACACGUGUGAUUGAAGGACUGUCCGAUCAACAUGAUAUCGCUAUCCUCUCGCAUACAAUGUUAAUACGAUUGGCACAUGUCGCUCCGACUGCCGUUUCACAAAGGUUGGAUGAAACAGUAGAACCAUUAAAAGGAACUUUAUCAUAUAGAAUGAAAGAUAACGCAGUCAAAUCGGAGAUCGACAAGAAUAAUGAAUUAUGUCGAUCUGCUGUUAGAACUGCAGUGGUUUUGAACAAACUCGCCGAACAAGGCAAAUUGCUACAGCUGAGAUAUGCAAUUUCAAUUACAUCUAUAAUCUGUAUCGUUAACAUUAAUCAAUUAAUUUGGGUAGCUGGAAGUACGCCGAAAUUCGACGCUUUCGUAAAAGAUACUAAAAUUGGAUCAUGGAGUGAUCAAUAUAAUAUUUAUCAAAAUGAACUGGAAAGUAAGGAAUCUGGAUCGGGACACGUCGGUGAUAACAUGGACACAUCUUAA
This is a messenger RNA of Cetraspora pellucida, 3762 nucleotides long. NCBI's taxonomy places the organism in Eukaryota, Fungi, Glomeromycota, Glomeromycetes, Diversisporales, Gigasporaceae. The record is from the annotation of a GenBank genome assembly.